UUCUAGGAAUAAUUGCAAGAAGUUUUCAGAAAUGUUCAUCAAACGACCAGAAUAUGAUCAAACAGUUUCUUAUUGAAAAAAAAUGUAUUCCUACAAAACACGGAUUAAAAAUACCAGACGAUGCAUAUUUCCCAAACGUGGACCUUUUCCCGGAUCUACCGAUUAUUAACUUCCAAAAUGUUAAAGUUGUUGAAAAAUUAUUACAAAAAUUGGGAGUUCGGAAACAUGUUGAAUUGCAACUCAUUUUCGAUCGUCUAGUUAGUCAAGGAAAUUGGGAUCAUAUGCAACUUGUCAAAUAUCUUUCUUCAGUAUCUAAUAACCUUAAAGAAAUUGAGUUGAAAAGGCUAAAGGUUACUGCAAUUUGGCCAAAAGAACAAAACGCGAAAACUGAACCGUCGCUAGCAAAGGCAGAUGGCGAUGAGAUUAAAGCCAAACCGAGGAUUCAUAGGUUUUUGGCAAGUGAUUUAUAUGCACCAUCAGCGGAAAUGAGAGAAUUCGGGUUGCCUCUAAUCGAAUGGAAUGGUAAAUGGCGAAAAAACUCUGAAGAAG
Molecule: messenger RNA, 549 nt
Organism: Racocetra persica
Lineage: Eukaryota; Fungi; Glomeromycota; Glomeromycetes; Diversisporales; Gigasporaceae
Source: the annotation of a GenBank genome assembly